This is a messenger RNA of Ipomoea triloba (trilobed morning glory), 1768 nucleotides long. Its product is annotated as 26S proteasome regulatory subunit 7. The transcript has 11 exons. Gene Ontology annotation, biological process: proteasome-mediated ubiquitin-dependent protein catabolic process. Gene Ontology annotation, cellular component: proteasome regulatory particle, base subcomplex. The coding region runs from base 249 to 1535 and encodes 428 amino acids. The record is from RefSeq and is a predicted model, not a curated record. Gene Ontology annotation, molecular function: ATP binding; ATP hydrolysis activity; proteasome-activating activity. Lineage: Eukaryota; Viridiplantae; Streptophyta; Magnoliopsida; Solanales; Convolvulaceae.
UGUAACUCUGUAAGCCGACUAGCAUUUGUCAGAUAACAAGAAAGGAACCUAUUAUCUUCUCUCACCCUGAAAGUCUGAAGUCUGAACGCUGCGCCGGUUGCGUUCUCCCUACCGUCUCCCUCUCACUCUCUUCUCUUCUCUCAGUUCUCUGGACUGUCCCGUCUCCCUCUCACUCUCGCCGCCUCUCUGGACGCCGCUGCCCGCAGAUCGCAGAGGAGGAAGAAGGAGAAUAAAGGAAUCUCGGAAACAUGGCACCUGCCCGGGAAUCGGAGGAUGAAAUUAAGGACGAGAAGAACCCUAGGCCGCUCGACGAGGACGAUAUUGCUCUCCUUAAGACAUAUGGCCUGGGACCUUAUUCAACAAGUAUAAAGAAAGCUGAAAAGGAAAUCAAGGAAAUGGCUAAAAAGAUUAAUGAUUUAUGUGGUAUAAAGGAAUCUGACACUGGCUUAGCUGCACCAAGCCAAUGGGAUUUGGUUUCUGAUAAGCAAAUGAUGCAGGAGGAGCAACCCCUUCAGGUGGCAAGAUGUACAAAAAUAAUCAAUCCUAAUACUGAAGAUGCAAAAUAUGUGAUAAAUGUCAAGCAAAUAGCAAAGUUUGUUGUUGGAUUGGGUGACAAAGUUUCACCAACUGAUAUUGAAGAGGGCAUGCGAGUUGGCGUUGAUCGGAAUAAAUAUCAAAUCCAGAUUCCUUUGCCCCCCAAAAUUGAUCCAAGUGUCACCAUGAUGACAGUUGAGGAAAAGCCUGAUGUGACCUACAAUGAUGUUGGUGGAUGCAAGGAACAAAUUGAAAAGAUGCGAGAGGUGGUUGAACUGCCAAUGCUCCACCCUGAAAAGUUUGUGAAGCUCGGAAUUGACCCACCUAAGGGUGUUCUCUGCUAUGGUCCUCCCGGAACAGGGAAAACACUACUGGCUAGGGCAGUGGCUAAUAGAACAGAUGCUUGUUUUAUCCGUGUCAUUGGUAGUGAACUAGUCCAGAAAUAUGUUGGUGAAGGAGCUCGGAUGGUUCGCGAACUCUUUCAGAUGGCACGCUCUAAAAAGGCUUGCAUUGUGUUCUUUGACGAAGUAGAUGCUAUUGGGGGAGCACGAUUUGAUGAUGGUGUAGGGGGAGACAAUGAAGUUCAACGGACUAUGCUUGAAAUUGUGAACCAGCUUGAUGGCUUUGAUGCACGUGGGAAUAUUAAAGUACUGAUGGCAACAAAUAGACCUGACACCCUUGAUCCAGCACUGCUGCGUCCUGGACGGUUGGAUCGCAAAGUUGAGUUUGGCUUGCCUGAUCUGGAAAGCAGGACACAGAUUUUCAAGAUUCACACGAGGACAAUGAACUGUGAAAGAGACAUCCGUUUUGAACUUUUAGCUCGUCUUUGUCCAAACUCUACUGGAGCUGACAUAAGAAGUGUUUGCACUGAGGCUGGAAUGUAUGCCAUUCGAGCACGAAGGAAGACUGUUACAGAGAAGGACUUUCUAGAUGCCGUCAACAAAGUCAUCAAAGGGUACCAGAAAUUCAGUGCCACUCCAAAAUACAUGGUCUACAAUUGAUCCUUCCUAUUUUUGUCACUUCACGUAAAAGAAAUGAAGGGUUCUGGUUCCAAAUUGAAACUUAUUAGCUGCAUAGCUGUCCCCUGACUUGUAUCAGAUCCCUCUCAUAAGAACUUGCAGCUACCUCUGAGUCUAAACUUUUUAUGCAGUUCUUUUAUUCAGAAGCUCCAUGUGUGAAAUCUCAACAUUUCUUCUCUUUUCUUGAAUUUAUUGGAUCUUCAUUUUUAGACAUA